Messenger RNA from Mus musculus (house mouse), 4549 nucleotides. It is a transcript of the gene Mthfsd, whose product is annotated as methenyltetrahydrofolate synthetase domain containing. Lineage: Eukaryota; Metazoa; Chordata; Mammalia; Rodentia; Muridae. Gene Ontology annotation, molecular function: nucleic acid binding; RNA binding. The coding region runs from base 35 to 931 and encodes 298 amino acids. The record is from RefSeq and is marked validated. The transcript has 10 exons.
AUGCUACGGGGCGUCGCUCGGUGACGUGUUAGCCAUGGAGACCCAGGAGGGUGUCUCCAAACAAAGCAUACGUGAACGGAUUUGGGACUACAUGGAAUCCCAUGAUAUAGCUGACUUUCCCCGACCCGUUCAUCACAGGAUCCCCAACUUCAAGGGGUCCUACCUGGCUGGCCAGAGCAUCAGAGACCUGGAAGUCUUUGCUGGGACACAGGAAGUGAAAGUGGACCCUGAUAAGCCCCUGGAAGGUGUCCGAUUCCUGGCACUGCAGAGCAAAAAAACACUGCUGGUCCCAACACCACGACUGCGAACAGGGCUGUUUAACAAGAUCACGCCACCCCCUGGAGCCACCAAAGACAUUCUGAGGAAAUGUGCCACCUCCCAGGGUGUGCGGAAUUUCAGCGUCCCAGUGGGCUUGGAUUCCAGUGUUCUUGUGGAUCUAGUUGUGGUGGGAUCUGUUGCUGUGUCUGAGAAAGGCUGGCGAAUUGGGAAAGGGGAAGGCUAUGCUGAUCUUGAAUACGCCAUGAUGGUGUCAAUGGGAGCCGUCCACAAGGGGACACCGGUUGUCACAAUUGUCCACGACUGCCAGGUCGUAGACAUCCCCGAGGCUCUUGUGGAGGACCACGACCUCACAGUUGACUACAUCCUCACUCCCACCAGGGUCAUCACUACAGGCUGUGCACGCCCAAAGCCAACGGGCAUCAUGUGGUCCAAGGUCAGCUGUGAGAUGCUUACGAAAAUCCCAGUGCUCAGGAACCUCCGGGAGAGAGAGAAACAGGCUGGGAAGGAUGUCACUCUCCGGGACGAGCCUGGCAGCCAGCAGCCAGCUCCAGGCCCCAUCAGGAGACCCCAGGAUAGACCACAAACAGGGCCUACGUCUGGGUGCCAACGCCUUGAGGGUGUCACUGGGGCAGCAGAGGGAUAUGUGACCUGAAGGAGCCAACACAGGCUCUCCUCCCAGUCCUGGCCUGAUGGUGGGUCUUGGAUAGCUGGGAUGCUGUUACCUGGCAACCCCACAUCCCAGGCACCUGGGCCUGAUGCUGUCCUCAGAGCCCCAGCAGAAGUGAGGAAAGACAGCCAUGUUCCAGCGCCUUUAUCUGUGCUCUGUGACUAGCACCUCAGAUAGAAGAUAUGCCCUAAAGAGAACAUCAAUUUUAUUACUUAUGGAUUUCCUUUUGUGUUCUGGGUUUUGUUUUUUUGUUUUUUGUUUGUUUUUUUUUUUUUUUGGUUUUUGUUUUUUGUUGUUGGUUUUUUUUUGUUUUUUUGUUUUUUGUUUUUUUUGAGAUAAGGGUUUCUCUGUGUGGCCCUGGCUGUUCUGAAACUUGCUCUACAGACCAGGCUGGCCUCAAACUCACAGAGAUCUGACUGCCUGUGCCUCCCACCACAUUCAACUUCAAAUUUCCAAAAUAUCAGAGGCUCUCUACAAAGUAGAUCUGCAAUUAGACCCACAUCUAAGGGCUGUGGUGUAGGUGCCACCCAGUCCGUGGCACUCUUUAGUAGAAGCUGCCCUCGGACCUCACACUCCAGAGUCCCCUUUCCUGUGACUGGGAGAAAGGUGUCCCAAUAACUUGAAGCACCCUUUGGAGCUUGGUGCAGCUUCCUAGGAAAUGCUCCAGCCCUUCCCACCGGAAGUCAUCUCCCCAAGUCUGGCUAAAGUCAUACCAUACUUGGCUUAACAUCUGGAGACCAGUCCCAUGUAGUGAUGGUGCUGGGCUGCCCCAUGGAGAGAGGGCCAGGUGCCCAGCACUGCCAGGACCGUGUGCCAGUUUGGAAGAGAUCCCAGGCCAAGCGGAAGAGCCCCGAGGAGCCACUGAGGCAGCUGUAUAAAAAACGACUUAUGGUCUUAAGCCACUAAACUUGGGGGCAAAUGUUUGCUUCCUUGGUGAUGAAUCCUAUAGUCUCACCUCUCAGACGGUUAUGGGCACACAUAAAUCAGGUGUUCUUCUGAAGAAUGGCAAGUCACAGGGUAUAGGAAGAGGGUGCACCGUAAAACCCCCCACCCCCAUUACAAUUGCGAUUGAGGCUCCUCAGGCAGCUGAGUCCCAGAAGCCGAGCCAAGUUGCUCUUUACCCCCCCAGUGAGCAGGAUCAAGCCAGGGGCGUUUGGCAGAAGAGAAAACCUACCCUCCCCUGUGCAGCAACGUCAGUCUUCCUACAGCAGAAGAAACAUGGACUUGGUCUGUGGCAUGGGCAUGGGGGUCACCCAGGGUACUGGGCCUGUCCUGCAUCCUUUGGUUCAAGCCUCUCACCUCUAGGCUUUGGACGCUGUCCUUCGGUGCUCCUGUGGCGGCCAUGCUGGAGGUCCCAAGGACACUGGAGGUCUCCCCCAUCCUUACCAUGCUGCCAAACCCCAGAGAGUCUGGGUCACCCCAGGACCGCCACAGAGAUGUUCAGACAAGCAGAUUUAAGUAAGGAGCUGCACUUCUGCUCUCUUGCAGGAACAGGGCUGUCUCCUGUGAAUGGAGCCCUUUCUUUUUCAGGGUCAUAGAUCUCGAGGGUUGAAAUGGGAGCUGACGUGUGUCUGUGUGGAGUGGAUGGAUGCGCCACACUUUGGUGGUUGGAAGCCAUAAGCACCGGCCUGGAGGUCUAACAUGGCUCCCACCUGCAGGUCCAACAAACCCACCAGAAGGAGCAGCUUUCCAAAGAAGGGUCUCAGGCCAGAACUGGCUGAAGUCCUGGAGCCUGGCCCUGUUGAGUGGAAAAAACUGUUCCCUGGGGGAACACUGACCUGCCACAAGCAGGGGCCUUCAGGCCAACUGGAAGCCGUAGCGGCUUGUCAGAACACAGAGAACAUUCAGUGGUUGAAGAAUUCCAAGUCGGAGCCACACUCCGCCCGAAGGGUGGGCUGGGUUUGCAGUGUCUUCUAGCUGUGUGACCUCAGGCAACGGCUCACCCUCUCUGUGCCUGAGUUCUUUCUUAACGCUUUUGAGACUUGCAGUAGACUUCUUAGGUCACCCACCAUGCACCAGAGGAGGGGAGCAAAGUUAGGAGGAGGUGGAGCAAGGAACUCCACCCAGUGGACCAACUGGAGCCCUGAACCAGCACAUCUGUUACCUGCUUCUCUAGGGGCCACAGGGUCUCCAUGUGCAGGGUCCACGGGCCACAAAGUCGCCUGGGGUUGGGCUGGAAGUGACUUCAACCUUCCACUUUUCUGAAGCCCUAUCGUUCGUGCGACUAGGAAAAGACAAUUAAUUCAAUUUCCCCUAAACUCUCCCAAACCAAGGGCCUUCUAUAGGGUCCGCUCAUCUGGGCACAUAUGCCUGCCGCUUUCCGGAGUUCUAACAUGAACUGUAAGAAACGGACAGCAGGCGGCGCUGUCUCCUCGUGAGAGAGAGCUAGGGACAAACUCCCAGGGUAGUCUCGGAGCUUCUCAGGCAGUUUCCGAGGUUCCCUCUCCUUUUCAAGGGUUGCCUGACCUUGAGCUCUCUCCCUGUAUUGACACCGCAACUAAGUAUGGCCUGUUGCUACCCCCACACACACACACCCGCCCUCUGCCUACCUGUUGCCCUGCCCUCCCUCCCGUGUAGCCGGAAGGUCACACUCAGGUCCAUCUGUCUGACCCAGCCCCACUACUGGAGCGAAUGCUGGGGUCCAGUGAGAGCCCAGGCCUGUCAGCUCCCCCCACCCCACCCCACCCCCGUCACAGAAACCCAGAGACAUCAUGUGCCCGUCUAGAACUUGCUUUCCAGGACACAUUCCCAAAGACAGUCGAGUUGUCCUUUUACAGGGACAUCUAAGAACCUGGCAUUCUUCCACAUGGUCGUGACCUGGGACAGUCAGGGAACAUGGGGUCCCUGCCUCCCCGGUGUGAUGUCAGUAGUUUUAAUAAGAUGCUCAGAGAGGUUUAGCAUAUGGUCCCUCCCCAGGCCAGUCCUGUGUCACCACAAGGCCACUGAACAACAGAACUAUGCUAGAGCAAUGCGGGCUGGGUCCCAGCUGUACUGUCUGCCCUAGCCAGGCAAACAGACCACUGAAAUGGCCCUGCCGGCACUAUGGCUGAGUUUAGAAGGGCUAACUCCUUGCUCAGUUCAGACUGCUACACCCCAUUGUCUCUCGGGUGACCCAAGCCCAGUGACAUCCCUUCAGGGGAUCCAUGUGAGCCUUCCAGGUACUAGAAACAGCGGCAGGACCCCGCAUCUGGUCUCAACAAAGCACGCACAGUCCCACCUUGGUAAGCCAACCCUUCCAUCAUGCUUUGCUCAAAGUGGGCGUCUUCUAUAUGGCCAGCCAGGUAACUGUGGACAGCAACUGGCAAUGGCAGGGCUGUGCCCACCUGUCCCCUAUGGAGGAGUCCAAUGGCAGGCAUCCACGGGUGCUCCCUGUGGGUGGAUUGGGCAUCUGUAGCCAUUACCUGUUGGAUCAUAUUCCUCUCUGGGCUGUCAAAGCAGGCCAGAAAGUAUCACAGGCUUGGGAGCAGAGAUCUAUGGUACAUGGCACCCUAAGAGUGAGACCCUGGUUACAAUACCCAUGGAAGAAAGUGGGGGGCGGGGGGGAGGAGUGGGCGGGAAGUCAGGAAAUACAAGCUGGAAAUAAAACUCAUUGUUAAAGCUCCA